UCAAUCAGAAUUCAGAAGCAGGAUAUAAGAUAGGAAAAAUAAAUAAAUAAAUAAAUAAUGUGUGGUAGGUAAAUAAAGAGCCUUUUGCAGUCACCAUCAUCACCAGCUAAACUACUGUACAUAAAUAAUACAAGAUGAAUUGAGUUGAAGAAAACAAAGAGAAACCCAAAAAAAAAAAAAGAAGUCAGCUUGCCAAAAUGGACACGCUUCUCUGCGACGAGCUUGUCCAAGAAAUCUUCAACCGCCUUCCGCCACCGUCAACCCCCGCCGUCUCCCUAGUCUGUAAGCGGUGGCGCCGCCUCCUCCGAUCAUCCACCACCUCUCUCUCCCUCCACUUCCCACCUCCCUACAACCCAACCACCAUCACUUCUUUUUCCACCUUUCUCACACAUCACCCAUAUCUCUCCUCUCUCUCUCUAGCCGGCGGCGCCGCCGAAGACCCUCUCAUCGCCGCCGCAUCUUCCUGCCCCAACCUCCGCCGCCUCCGCUUCUGGGGAACCCCAAUUACUCCGUCUUCACUCCACACCCUCUCAGGUUACUGUAUUCAUCUCUCUUCUAUUGCUAUUUCUAUUUCCAGACCCCUUUCUUUCAACAAUUGGCUGCCUUAUUUCACCUCGUUGAAAUCUCUUUCCAUUUUUAUCACAAACUCCUACACAGAAACUAAUCAUAAUAAUAAUUCCGAAGUCAAAGAUUCAAUCUUUGAUCACAUGGGGUUAAGUUUAGAGAGUCUUUCCCUGUGUGGAAUUUUACCCGGUGAUUAUGAACUUAGUUUCCUAUGGAAUAACUGUAAGAAAAUCAAGAAACUGCAGUUCAAAAGCUGCGAAAGUGUCGGAGACUACUCGUCGUUUUCGUCGUUCCUCAAGUCCUUAAAAGAUCUUCAAGAACUCGAGUUAAGAACUUGCAGGAGUAUAGUUGAUGUGAUAUUGUUGAAAUUGGCCGAGACGUGUGUUUCUAUGGAGUCUUUAUUGAUUUACGAUGGUGGCAGCAGAGAGGGUUUGCUCCAAUUCAUAAAUCGAAGCAAGUGUAGAUUAAAAAGGCUCGACGUGAGGUUGCCUCUCGAUCUCAAUAACGCUCACAUGCUCGCCUUAUCCGAGAAUUUGAAUUUUAGUGGUUUGGCGUGUUUAAGGUUGCAAAGUUGUUGUCUUGUUACCGGUGAGGGAUUAAGAUCUCUUGGGAGAACAAUCGCUAAUGGUUUGGACGAGCUUUCGUUGAUUAACUGCGACGUUGUGGAGAGAGAGUCCGGUUUGUUGACCUCUUUAGGGCAGAUUUUGAAGAGGUUGAGGAAAUUGGACUUGUCUUAUAAUCAUACGUUGCUUGAUAAGGAGCUUGUGUCUAUGCUCGCCUCGUGUAAUAACUUGGUUGAGCUGAAAUUGAGAGGUUGUAAUAGGUUGACUAAAACGACUUUGAGCUCGUUGGUUAGAAGCUGUAAGCAGCUGCAGUUUCUUGAUAUAAUGUACUGCUCUCGUAUUGAAGUUGAAGCGGUUGAGUGGUUUUUGCUAAAUUCACCGCCGUUGAGGAGGUUGGAGGUGGAGCAAAGUAAGCUUUCUGAAGGUGCCGUGAAACGGGCUUCGAGUAAAUUUAUCGAGAUUGUGUCUUGAUUCUUGAUCGAUGAUGAUGUGGCUGUUGAAACACUGUGGGAGAGUUGUUGUGAGGUGAAGGUACACCUUUCUGAUUUAUAUGGCCUUAUAUUUACUGUGAUUAUAAUUUUUUAUGCGUAUAUGUUGUGAAAUUUGAAUAAGGAAAUUUGUUUUCCGCCCUCGAAAAAUAAUUGUAGAUAACACAAUGAUCUUAUAUAAGUUGUUCGUUCGUGUAAUUAACUACGAGUA
This is a messenger RNA of Erythranthe guttata (spotted monkey flower), 1826 nucleotides long. Its product is annotated as RNI-like superfamily protein. Gene Ontology annotation, molecular function: protein binding. NCBI's taxonomy places the organism in Eukaryota, Viridiplantae, Streptophyta, Magnoliopsida, Lamiales, Phrymaceae. Gene Ontology annotation, cellular component: SCF ubiquitin ligase complex. Gene Ontology annotation, biological process: SCF-dependent proteasomal ubiquitin-dependent protein catabolic process. The record is from RefSeq and is a predicted model, not a curated record.